This is a messenger RNA of Pollicipes pollicipes, 1511 nucleotides long. It is a transcript of the gene Gos28, whose product is annotated as golgi SNAP receptor complex member Gos28. The record is from RefSeq and is a predicted model, not a curated record. The coding region runs from base 237 to 944 and encodes 235 amino acids. Gene Ontology annotation, cellular component: Golgi membrane; cis-Golgi network; Golgi medial cisterna. Lineage: Eukaryota; Metazoa; Arthropoda; Thecostraca; Pollicipedomorpha; Pollicipedidae. Gene Ontology annotation, biological process: endoplasmic reticulum to Golgi vesicle-mediated transport; vesicle fusion; inter-Golgi cisterna vesicle-mediated transport. Gene Ontology annotation, molecular function: SNAP receptor activity. The transcript has 7 exons.
CCGUAUUUGCCUGCUGCUACGUGGAUGCUACGAUUGCUUGCUGUGUUCUGGUUCCCGUUUUGGGUACUUCUACGUCACGUCUGCUGUUCUGGGAAUUUGAGGCUGGAGAGAUUCAUGCGCCAGUGAAGGAUUGUAUGAGUAUUUGCGCCAGGCCCCAUUUGCUGAAGCUGAUUUCCAAGAGCUGACAACUUAGUCAGAUCUAUGUAGCUGUAUUUUCCAACAAGAAUCUUGGAAUCAUGGCUUCUGCUGGCCAUAACUGGGAAGAUCUUCGAAAGCAGGCCAGGCAGGUGGAGAAUGAGCUGGAUGUGAAGCUGGUGGCCUACAGCAAGCUUGGAGCAGGCUAUGGCAACGUCACAGCCUCCAUUCCCAGCGACCAGCAACCGCUGCUGGGGGACGAACAGGCCGUCGAGAAGACCGAGGCCGAGAUUGAGGCAUGCCUGGCCAAGUUGUCCACCGUGAACGAGCUGAUGUCGGAGUUCUCCACGGGCCCGACGCCGAGCGCGGCCGUGGUGCACACACUGCAGCGGCACCGCGACAUCCUGCAGGACUACUCGCACGAGUUUGGCCGCACGAAGGCGGCGCUCGACGCCAGCCGAGACCGGCAGCAGCUGCUGGCCUCCAGCCGUGGCGACGACGGGGCGUAUAAGAACGGCAGGUUGAACAGAAGGCUGGACCACCUCCUGAAGGAAAACGAGCACAUCCGGAACUCGGACCGCCUGAUCGACGAGCAGAUCGCCAUCGCCAUGGAGACGCGCGAGCACCUGAGCGGCCAGCGCGCCACCUUCAAGGCCAUCCAGACGCGCGUCAACGACCUGGCACACCGGUUCCCCAUGAUCAACAGCCUGCUACAGCGCGUGCAGCUGCGCAAGCGGCGCGACUCGCUGGUGCUCGGCCUCGUCAUCGGACUGUGCCUGGUCUUCUUCGUCUGGUACCUGUUCGGCUGAGCCGGGAGUCGGCGGCGCCGCAGACGGCACCGACGUGCUGGACGAGGGGAGGCCCCGGAGCCGGCGAGGCUCGUCGACUGACCGCACGCCGGUCCUCGGCAGGCGCGUGCUUGCCCGAGGAGCCCGAGACUGUGCGGCGGGGGCUCGGUGCCCAGGCGCGAAGGCGUGAUCGACUGAGGCUGGCGGCCCGCGCCGGCGGAGGAUUUGGUGCCUUUGUUGGCGUUGGGCUGGCGGGAGGCGUGCGGUACUGCUUGCCGCUGGCUUGCCGAGACGUUGGGCCGGCCCACAUCUUCUGACGUCACCGGCUUUGAGUCGGCCCGCACCGUGUGACGUCACCGGCGCGGCCGAGCGCGACUGGUGAUAGCGGGCGGUGAGGCAGCGGAUGGACCACGGGACGGGCGGGCUGUUGAGGUCGUUCAUGCACCCCCGCGGCGACGAUGAAUCAUGGGCCGAUCGUGAGGACACUGGUGCUUUGGAACACCCAGAAUGUUAUAUAUUCGUCUAUUGUACAUUCGUCUGUGAUGGACAUCUUUAUUCUGUCUAAUACAUACAGUGCAACUCGCGUGA